AUGCCGCCAACAAGCCCUCAUAUCGUUCCGCGAGACUUCAAUGCGAGCGCCCCAUCCGUCGCGUUCUCCGACCAGUGGACAAACCCCAGCGAUGUAUUCUCCGUUCUCCUCAUUCUCGGAGGCGACGUCGUAGGUCGGGCGCUUGCUCAGCUCGCAGGCUCACCCGUGACUCCUGUCGCAUUUUCGUUCGGAUGGGUCGCCUAUGCUGUUACAGCCGUCGUCUCCGCUGUUGGCGAGAACAAACUAAUGCCCCUGCCCGACUGUGCGUGUAAAAUCAUCAACGGACGCACGGGGUACGUCCGGGAUAAUUCAAGCUGGGUUAUCGGUCGGAUCAUGCGGGACUAUGAAAGCUGGAUGGAUGAUGGGAACAAGGACGGGCCAAUUCAUACGCGCGUAAAGCAGAUGAUUGAUGAACUUUGGAAAUCAAAGAUAGAUAAUGCCGAGGCGGAGGAACCAGGAACAGGAGCGCAGGUUAAGAAACCAGCACAGGCCGGUCUUUGCGUGUCGGUGUACAAGGCUGGGAUUGCGAAACCAGGGUAUCCUGGCCGCGAUUGGGUCUACUGCCUUGGGCUUGCCACGAGCAUUGUCCAGCUAGGAAUCGCAGCAAUUCCUUGUGGUAUAUACGGGGACUGGGGCAUUCUACUGGUGACGGGUAGUGGGAUAGCGCUCUCCUUUGCUGUUGGCGCUCUCCCGCAGUGGAAGCGAGAGAAAUGGGCCUGUCGCCGGAACACGAACAAAGCAGUGAUUCUCACAAGAGGAAACGGCAGUCAGCAUGCUAUCGUCAUCAUUGGCGAUGAUGUAGGUCUUGACUUGGAAGAUCUCGCAACAGGCCCCCUCACGGCUGAUGUUUCUGCCUCGUUGUUUACAAGAGUGUUCUUGAUCGUUCUUGCUACACUAUGGAUCUUGCUCCUAAUCACGGCAGCCGGUCUACACCAUAACACCUGGUUUUUGCUCGCAGUCGGCGGUCUUGGUAUGAUCCAGAACAUAAUUGCUGCUGGGGUGAGGAGGUCACCGAAGAGUUUCGGUAUUCCAUUGAGGCCUCUGGUGGUUUUCGGACAAACCAAGGUCAUGCCGACGCUGUUCGCGGUUGAGGACGCAUAUCCCCGCGUGGGGAGGAGUAUGCUAAAGACUUUUUUCCCAGGGCCUUUGCGCCCAGACGAGAAGCAAAAGUGGGAGAGGUAUGAGAGACGCGCCAACGAUUUGGAAAGAUAA
Molecule: messenger RNA, 1212 nt
Organism: Aspergillus nomiae NRRL 13137
Lineage: Eukaryota; Fungi; Ascomycota; Eurotiomycetes; Eurotiales; Aspergillaceae
Exons: 2
Coding region: 1-1212 (403 amino acids)
Source: RefSeq, a predicted model, not a curated record